UUGAGGCAGCGGGGGUUUGAUUCCUGGUGAAGGAGAGAAAUGAAGGAAAUGAGGGAGUGGCAGAAAUCCGGAGAAAGAGAAGAAGUAGUCCAUCUGGCCAGGAGCAUCAGAGCAAGACGCUGAGCUCGUGCUGAAAGGAGGAGCAGGAUUCAGGAACUCCUGAGAUGAAGGCACCUGAUGCUGGAGCUACUCAAAAAGAGAAGAAGAAGAAGUUAUGAGCAUCACGGUUACUUUUUUUGCCCCUCUGCGUGCUGCGUGAUUUCAUCUCAGGAAGGACACAGUAAUGAUAUUAUGAAAUCCGUCCAUGACUAAGAUGGAAAGCCCAUUUUCCAGCAUGAUCUGACCACACGUUCAUGCCCCAUUUGUUUCUGGACAGGAAGGGACCAUGGCAGCAUUGGGGUGCCUAAACGUGACCAACGCGACGAGUGGCAGUGUGCCGUACCCGCUGCAGGUGUCUCUGGUGGUGCUCGUAGUGCUGCUCAUCCUCCUCACGGUGUCCGGGAACGUGCUGGUGGUCAUCGCCGUGUUCACGAGUAGAGCCUUGAAGGCUCCGCAGAACCUGUUUCUGGUUUCUUUGGCGUCGGCUGACAUUUUGGUGGCGACGCUGGUCAUACCGUUCUCGCUGGCCAACGAGCUGAUGGGUUACUGGUAUUUUGGGCAAGCGUGGUGCGAGGUGUACCUGGCGCUGGACGUGUUGUUCUGCACUGCCUCCAUCGCACACCUGUGCGCCAUCAGCUUGGACCGCUACUGGUCCAUCACGCAAGCCGUGGAGUACAACCUGAAGCGCACGCCGCGCCGCAUCAAGUGCAUCAUCCUCGUUGUGUGGGUCAUCGCUGCAGUCAUUUCCUUCCCGCCACUCAUCACCAUGGUGAAGGAGACACACCAAGAGGUGGGGCGUCCACUGUGCAAGAUCAACGAGGACAAGUGGUACAUCAUCUCGUCCUCCAUCGGCUCAUUCUUCCUGCCCUGCAUCAUCAUGGUGCUCGUUUACAUCCGCAUCUACCAGAUCGCCAAGAGCAGGACCAGAGGAACAGGAAGAAAAGAAGAGGAAGAACGGAGGAAGAACAAUAACAAAAAGGAACAGAAUGGCGACGGGCAAUGCCACGAGAAGCUUAACGGCAACCCGGACGACAAGGACAAAGACGACGUCAACGGUGUGGACAUGGACGAGUCGUCCUCGUCCGACCACAAGAACGACAACGCUUGCUCCAACAAGAAGAAGCGAGCCAAAGGCAAGACCAGGCUGAGCCAGAUCAAACCCGGGGACGAGACGGGCAAGCGGUCGACGCGACAGAGCGUCAAUCGCGGCCGCUGGAAGGGCCGCCAGAACCGCGAGAAGCGCUUCACCUUCGUCUUGGCCGUCGUCGUUGGCGUCUUCGUCAUCUGCUGGUUUCCUUUCUUCUUCACGUACACGCUGAUGGCACUCUGCGACUCGUGCUGCAUUCCCACCACGCUCUUCAAGUUCUUCUUCUGGUUCGGCUACUGCAACAGCUCACUCAACCCCAUCAUCUACACCAUCUUCAACCACGACUUCAGGAGGGCUUUCAAAAAGAUCCUGUGCCGAGUAGAACGCAGGCUCAUGUGAAUCAGACGAUACAUUGGUGUAUUAUUAGUCAUCUCUUCUACAGCGAUGCAGGGUCAGCGUGUCAUUCAGAACUAUAACCUGUUCCGAUUCCUGACCUGUAUUACAGCCAGUACCGAACAUGACGACAUCCACGCUUCGCUUACACAAUCUACACCAUCACCGACGAGGACGAGAAGAUGAUCUUGUGCCAAGCACAGGGCGGGAGGGUCGUGCGAACUGGACACUGCCUCUUCAGUGUUGGAGCUGACGUUGCUCUUUAACGCCAAUGUGGGAUUCACUUCCCUGAUUGAACUUUAACCUACAAUCCAUUAAGACAAGACAAACAAGGGGUCACGUCAGUGUAAGACAAGCAACUUCCCAGCCAUUUUGUUUUUACAGCUUGUACAGGACAUCAUAGACUGCAAUUUAACGAUGCCACAUUAGUCUGAUUUAUUGCGAGGUAACCAGCCAGAGGGGAAGUGUGUACAGUAAACAGUAAUACACGUCGUGCUGUUGAAAUAUUGGCUCUCGAUUCGACACCUGCUUUUGUAUUAUACAUCAAUAGAGUGAUAAGAAGUAAGUGCACUCUGGUGCUUUGCUCUGUAAAUAUCACAAAUCACACAGUGGGAACCUGCAAGCAAGGCACACACUUCCACACUGGUCACUCUCAUUAGUACGAAUGUCGUGUGUGUGUGUGUGUGUGUGUGUGUGUGUGGGGUGGUGUUAAAUACGCACAUCAUGGAUGGUGAUACCGUAGUAUUUUGCCCUCUGGGGAAGAUCAGAAAAUGUGACAAAAGAUGUGAAAAUGAAUUUCACUCCUUACCACUUUGAUGUUAAAGACUCAGUGAAAAUGUGACGAAUAAAAACCACGGAGAAAGAAAA
Messenger RNA from Neoarius graeffei (lesser salmon catfish), 2446 nucleotides. It is a transcript of the gene adra2a, whose product is annotated as adrenoceptor alpha 2A. The transcript is spliced from 2 exons. The record is from RefSeq and is a predicted model, not a curated record. Gene Ontology annotation, molecular function: adrenergic receptor activity. Gene Ontology annotation, biological process: adenylate cyclase-activating adrenergic receptor signaling pathway. The coding region runs from base 386 to 1585 and encodes 399 amino acids. Gene Ontology annotation, cellular component: membrane. Lineage: Eukaryota; Metazoa; Chordata; Actinopteri; Siluriformes; Ariidae.